AUGAAAGUAAUAACCAUUCUUUUAUUUAUAGUAUUAUGUUUAGCAGAUUUGAAUGUAUUAACUCGUGAAGAUAUGGUAAAAAAACAAAAGGAAAAUGCUGCUAAAAAAAUAUUAAAAAGUGAAGAAAAUAUUAGAAAAAUUAAAGAACAAACUGAAAAGAAAAAAAGAAAGAGUAAAAAAAUUGUAGAAAAUGCCCUUUCCUUACUCACUGAAAAAGAAAGAUUAUCAAUUCGUGAUAUUAUUGAUUCUGAUCCAGAAUAUAUUAGAUUUAAUUCAAACGAAAAGUUAGCUAGAUUUGACAAUAAAUUUAACUCAAAAAAGACAUGUACUUCAAUCGAAAAAUUAGUUAAACCAAUGUUGAAUAACGUUAAUUCUACUAAUGGAACACAACAAAAUUCAACACAACCAAUACAACAGAAACAACAAUUAAAAAAAUGUCAAAUGAAACAUGUUAAACAUAUUCCAAGAAAUAAGUGUAUUUGGAAAAAAGACAAAUACGUUUAUAAGCAACCAAAACAAAAGUAUUAUGCUCUUGUUGAUAAUGAAAAACAAAGAAUUCUUUGUCCACUCCCAAAAGAGAAAUGUCAUCCUCGAAUAAUUAAAAUUGAUGUCAACAAAGAAACUGAAAAUGCUAAACGUGCAAUUAAAUUGAUUCAUAAAGCUGGAAAGUUGUUAAAAGAAAAUGACAUAUUCUAA
Molecule: messenger RNA, 696 nt
Organism: Entamoeba histolytica HM-1:IMSS
Lineage: Eukaryota; Evosea; Mastigamoebida; Endamoebidae
Exons: 1
Coding region: 1-696 (231 amino acids)
Source: RefSeq, a predicted model, not a curated record